CUUUCCCUCCACAAACGCCCAUCAGCCAUCCCCUCCUGCUCCAAAUCUUCCUCUGAAUUGUGGGUCUGCGGCAAUGGCGGCGCUUGCUCCAUCGAAGAUCCUCGGCACCCAGCUCAACUUCGCCGGCUCCUCCCGGUACGGCACCGCUGCACCGACCCCUGGGGCGCAGAAGAUCGUCUCCCUCUUCAGCAAGAAGCCUGCCCCAAAGCCCAAGCCUGCCGCGGCAACGUCCUCAUCCCCGGACAUCAGCGAUGAGCUCGCCAAGUGGUACGGCCCUGACAGGAGGAUCUUCCUGCCGGAUGGUCUCUUGGACCGCUCGGAGGUGCCGGAGUACCUCACCGGAGAGGUCCCUGGAGACUAUGGCUACGAUCCUUUUGGCCUGGGCAAGAAGCCAGAGGACUUCGCCAAGUACCAAGCCUACGAGCUGAUCCAUGCCAGGUGGGCCAUGCUCGGCGCCGCCGGUGCCGUCAUCCCGGAGGCGUGCAACAAGUUCGGCGCCAACUGUGGCCCUGAGGCCGUCUGGUUCAAGACCGGCGCCCUGCUCCUGGACGGCAACACCCUCAACUACUUCGGCAACAGCAUCCCCAUCAACCUGGUGGUGGCCGUGAUCGCCGAGGUCGUCCUGGUCGGCGGCGCCGAGUACUACCGGAUCAUCAACGGCCUGGACCUGGAGGACAAGCUCCACCCCGGCGGCCCGUUCGACCCCUUGGGCCUGGCCAGCGACCCCGACCAGGCUGCCAUCCUCAAGGUGAAGGAGAUCAAGAACGGCCGGCUGGCCAUGUUCUCCAUGUUUGCCUUCUUCAUCCAGGCGUACGUCACCGGCGAAGGCCCCGUCGAGAACCUCGCCAAGCACCUCAGCGACCCCUUCGGCAACAACCUGCUCACCGUCAUCUCCGGCGCCGCCGAGAGGACGCCCAGCCUGUGAGCGCUGCUGCUGCUGCGUUUGGUUUUACCGGGAAACAAAGUGUGCGUGAGGGUCUGAAGAAUGUGCCAUGCGUGUAAAUUAUCAAGAUGGGGAAGAAACCAUUUUGUUCUGAUCUCUGAUAUGACUGAUGCUUGAACUUGCUUGUGCCGGAGAUAUGCUAUUUAAGUAAUUGAUCGCUCGUUUAAGGUUCCAAA
Panicum hallii is the source of this 1119-nucleotide messenger RNA. RefSeq names its product chlorophyll a-b binding protein CP26, chloroplastic. Bases 74 to 925 code for a protein of 283 amino acids. NCBI's taxonomy places the organism in Eukaryota, Viridiplantae, Streptophyta, Magnoliopsida, Poales, Poaceae. The transcript has 5 exons. Gene Ontology annotation, cellular component: plastoglobule; chloroplast thylakoid membrane. The record is from RefSeq and is a predicted model, not a curated record. Gene Ontology annotation, biological process: response to light stimulus; photosynthesis, light harvesting in photosystem I.